GGUAUACUGAAUUUUUAUUUUUAAAAAUCAUAAAAAACACCAAUUUUUAUUCUUCGUUGCGAACACUUAUUGCUUACGAGAUUUAUAAAUAGUUUACUUCGAAAAAUUCCUCCUAUAGAAAUUCUUUUUUAUUAUUAUCUGUCAUCGACUUCUAUUAAGAUUAAACAAAGAAUGAUGUUAUUUGAAAAGAUCGUUUUUGAGAAGAGUUUAAUCAACAUUUGUAAUUAUAUAUUUUUAAUGCACUUCAACUUGGUUGGAACAAAGCCUGAUUCCAAGAAUUGUAGACAUGGCUGACUCAAAGGUAACUAAACAUUAUUCUAAUUCGAGGAAUUUUCCUUUAACACGAGUCAGGCACUGAUCGCAAUAUUAUUGGUUAUUAUCGUACCCCACUAGAAAACUGUGAUCCUCCCAAGUGAAUUAGGAAGGAAUUUUCUAAAGACACGAAUUUCUGUUGGGAACUAGAGUCUAAUUAUCUCUCGUUGUGAACACGUCGUAAUUUGACCGCUGAAUACGAUAAAUAGAUAGUUUGUAAUAACGUGCAUACACGUUAGUCAUCACUGAAAAAAAUACUGUGCAUUGCUGGUAAAUUGGAGAGUGCGAACAAUAAGUCACUUGUCAAACCAAAUGUAAUAUACACUGACAUAUGUUAUUGGUAAUAAUUAAUAAAUGUGAUAAUUAAUUCAGCCAAUUAUAAGAAAGAUAUAUUAUAAUAUAUAAGAUUAUUAUAAGAAAAUUAUAAAAAUUGAUUCGAUUAUAUAUUUGUGUAGGCUGACUUAUCUCACUAGAUUCUAUAUUAUUUUCCGGGUACCAACUUACAAACAAGGCACGUAUUUUUGGAUGCAUUUAAUAUCAUCAUAGAAAUAUAAUUGAACAAAAAAUAUUAAACAUUAUCAAAAGUUUUAAUUGCUGGUUUGAUUAUUUAUGAAAACACAUGAUGAAUAAAUUAAUGUGGUUGUGUUUUUUAUUACAAUUGUGGUGUAUAAUAUGUGCAUCUCAAAAAACAGAUUUAGAUUCACCUAUAAAUUUAGAAAUACUUCGUCUAUUUCGUUAUUGGAUUACACGAAAUAUCGGUAUAAACGAAAGACAUGUAGCGAAAUUUGAAGGAAAAAUUCAAGAAGAAAUUUCAGCAAAUGUUCCAUUUCCUUGUAAUUUGACAGAUAGUAGAUCUGCUAUUGUUCCCAAUUCAGUUCAUCGUUUGAGACCAGGAGACAUAGAUGUUAUUGCUGCGAUGGGUGAUUCUUUGACAGCUGGUGUUGGAAUUUUUGCAACUAAUUUAAUAGAAUUAUAUAUUGAAAAUAGAGGCGCAUCAUUUAGUAUUGGUGGUGAAGGAACUUGGCGAACAUAUCUAACACUUCCAAAUAUUUUCAAAGAAUUCAAUCCCAAAUUAAUAGGCUAUGCACUUAAAGAUGGUCAAACUUCUGAACUAUUUGCAUCGCAAUUAAAUGUCGCUGAGAUUGGUGCAAUAUCUAGAGAUAUACCAUUCAUGGCAAAAUAUCUAAUCAUUAGAAUGAAACAUGAUACAAGAAUAGAUAUUAACAAACAUUGGAAGUUCAUUUCGUUGAUGAUAGGAGCCAAUGAUUUUUGUAUUAACAUAUGUGCAGUUUUUUCUCCGUGGUCCAUUUUAGAAAAGCACAGAAUCGAUUUAAUUAAUACUUUUCGAAUAUUAAGAGAUAAUUUACCACGUACUUUGGUAUCACUUAUAAUAUUGCCGAAUUUAAAGGAAAGCAUUCUUGCCUCUGAAAAAAAAAAUUCAUUAAAAUGCUAUAUAAUGUCCAUUUUACAAUGUCCAUGUUUACAUGCUUUGCAAUUCCGAAGUCAAAGAGAAGAAUAUUUUGAAAUAAUGAAGAGGUGGCAAAAAAUAGAAGAAGAAGUUGCCAAUUAUUCAGAAUUUAACAGAAAUGAUUUUACUGUUAUUGUUUCACCAGGCAUUAGUAAUUCUAAGAUUCCGCUUACUAAGAAUGGAUUUAUUGAUUUAUCGUAUCUUUCUGCAGAUUGUUUCCACAUAAGUCAAAAAAGUAAUGCGUUAAGUGCAAAUAGUUUAUGGAAUAAUCUGUUACAACCAAUUGGUAACAAGACUACUUUUUUGACUUCAUUAUUUAAAACAUUUUUAUGCCCUACUUCCAAAAGGCCAUAUUUGAUUACACGUGAAAAUUCAUAAGAAAAUUAAAAAAUUAAAAAUAUUUAUACAAAGUUUAUAUAUAUGUAAAAUAUUAUGAAAACAUUAUAAAUGUUUAUGUAUAAUAAAUAUAUAAGCAGUAUUUAACAUUUAUAUAUAAAAUAAUAUAUAAAAUAUACAUGAAAUACAAAUAUACGUAUAUUAGAAAUAAUUAUGUUAUACCAAUUAGUAAUAAAACUAUUUUUUGAAUUCCAAUAUUUGAAUUAUUUCUUUGUUUUAUUUUUGAAAGACUAUAUUUGAUAUAUGAAAAUUCAUAAAAAAAUUAUAAAUUACUUUGUACAUAAUCUAACAAUAUUGUAAAAAUAUUGUAAUAUAAUAUGUAAAAAUAAAAGUUUUAUUGCUGAAA
Messenger RNA from Apis cerana (Asiatic honeybee), 2522 nucleotides. RefSeq names its product phospholipase B1, membrane-associated. NCBI's taxonomy places the organism in Eukaryota, Metazoa, Arthropoda, Insecta, Hymenoptera, Apidae. Gene Ontology annotation, molecular function: glycerophospholipase activity. Gene Ontology annotation, biological process: phospholipid metabolic process. The record is from RefSeq and is a predicted model, not a curated record.